GUUCAAUCGCUAAACUACAUGCAUGCUACAAUAUUCCAAAGAGUUAUCCAGGCUGUGGAGUUAGAUUUGGGUGGCCUUUAUUUUGUGUAUGGUCCGGGGGGCACUGGUAAAACGUUUCUGUGGUCAGCUGUAAUAUCAAAAUUAAGAAGUGAGGGUAGAAUAGUCCUAGCUGUUGCAUCAUCUGGUAUAGCUUCUCUUUUAAUGGACGGUGGAAGAACUGCACAUUCGCGCUUCAAAAUACCGAUCAAUAUUGAUGAAUUUAGUUGUUGCGAGAUUAAACAAAAUACAUACUUGGCAGAGCUGAUAUGUGAAACUAGCUUAGUCAUUUGGGACGAGGCCCCCAUGACUCAUCGUCAUGUAUUUGAGGCGGUUGAUAGAACCUUUCGGGAUAUCCGGUCAAAGGUGAAUCCAAAUGCAUCCUCAUUACCUUUUGGAGGCCUCACAAUGCUUCUUGGAGGUGAUUUCAGGCAGGUUUUACCGGUAGUCCCCAAAAAGGGAAGAGAAGAGAUUGUGGGUGCAAGUAUUAGCAAGUCAGCUUUAUGGGAAAAUUGCACGAUUUUCAGAUUGGUUGAAAACAUGAGAAUUGACAAAGACGUCCCUCCAAUUACAAUUGAUGGAGUUCAAGUACCAUUUCGAGAUUGGGUAUUGGCGGUAGGUGAUGGUACUGAAAAGGCCUAUGCCUUCAACGAUGAAAUAGAUGGCUCAUGGAUUAAGAUUCCAGAAGAGGUCUUCCUGAGAGCUGCUGGCGAUCCGCUGCAAACAAUGGUGAAUGAAAUAUAUGGCCAGCUCGGUGGGAGUCAUGAGCCAACAGAAUAUAUUCGGGACCGGGCAAUAUUAACACCAUUAAAUGAAUAUGUGGAGGCGCUCAAUAAUGAGGUCCUGCACAGACUGCCGGGAGACUUGAAAAUUUACAGGAGUUAUGACAGUAUUUGUAAGGGCGCUUCAACGGCCGCUGACGAAAUUUUAUAUCCUCCGGAAUACCUCAACUCUUUGAAAUUCAGUGGGCUACCAAACCACGAACUGCAUGUUAAGGUUGGUGCCCCUAUAAUGUUGCUGCGGAACCUUAAUCCAAAAAAGGGCCUGUGUAACGGGACCAGGCUGAUUGUAACAAGAUGUUACCAAUUCCUGGUCGAAGCACGAAUAAUUACAGGUAGUAAAAUUGGAGAGAUCACAUAUAUACCAAGGAUUAGCAUGUCACCAGCUGACAAGUCGUUUCCGGCAGCGGUUAAACGAAAACAGUUCCCAAUAGCUGUCUGCUACGCAAUGACCAAAAUUAAAAGCCAGGGCCAAACAGUCAGGAAUGUAGGCCUGUACUUGCCUAAGCCCGUCUUUAGCCACGGUCAGAUCUAUGUUGCGGUCUCCAGAGUGACAUCACCAGAAGGCUUGAAGAUCCUUUGUGUGGAUGAAGAGGAAAAGCACAUCGGCUUUACCAAGAACAUUGUGUACAAGGAGAUAUUUGACAAUUUAAAGUGUGCAGAAAACACGGUACACGAAGAGCAUACAUAACACUGCCGGCCUUACAUAUUCAACACGGUAAACAACAUCAGAU
Messenger RNA from Daucus carota subsp. sativus, 1549 nucleotides. RefSeq lists its product as uncharacterized. Bases 19 to 1506 code for a protein of 495 amino acids. The record is from RefSeq and is a predicted model, not a curated record. Gene Ontology annotation, biological process: DNA repair; telomere maintenance. NCBI's taxonomy places the organism in Eukaryota, Viridiplantae, Streptophyta, Magnoliopsida, Apiales, Apiaceae. The transcript has 2 exons. Gene Ontology annotation, molecular function: DNA helicase activity.